GACUACGGUUUCACAGUGCCUACCCUCACAGCAAGUCACAUGCCGCGUGGUCAUCGCUUUUCGAAGGUAGGAGAAUGCAGCACCACCAUCCCCCCGGCGCAGUUCCUAGUUUUGGGGCGCUUUCUUUUCGAGGGGCCUGCCUGCGCGAGGAAGACUGACCCCACAAAGGAACAAGCGACUCAAAAUAGGUGGAGCUGAGAAACGCGGAGUUAGGAAGCAAGCACACAGAAAGGCGCGCGUUUGCAGACAACUCAGAAGGGCGGAGGAAUCUCCUUGUUGGAUCCCGCCCACUCCAAUGUAUCGCCCCGCCCUUGCUCAAUUACGCCUGCGUGGUUAUGGCGGCGCCCGGUUCGGAGAUGGAGGUUGCAGCUGAGGCUGGACCAGAGGAGCUGGUCUGUGCGCGGGGACGGAACCGCAAGGCGGUACUAUGCCAGCGUUGUGGCUCCCGCGUCCUUCUUCCUGGGACUGCAGUCUUCGCUCGCAGAGAGCUUUUCCUCCCCUCCAUGAAGAAGAAGACAGCAUUGGUGGCAAGCAGUGACCCAGAUGGAGAUGUUCUGCAAGAACACUGGCUGGUCGAUGACAUGUUCUCUUUUGAAAACGUUGGCUUUACCAAGGAUGUUGGAAACAUAAAGUUUCUGAUCUGUGCAGACUGUGAAAUUGGCCCUAUUGGCUGGCACUGCUUGGAUGACAAAAAGUGUUUCUAUGUGGCCUUGGAUCGGGUUUCCCAUGAAUGACAUGCUGAAGGGUGGCUAAAGACAAAUAGCUGGGCAUCCUAUCAGCUAGCUUGUUCCACAUUAUAAACAUCUUGUUUCCCUCUACUGAAUAUUCAGUUUGGAAUGCCAGUGUGUAACCCUAAGAACAGCCAAAAAAGAAAAGAGGUGCACUACUGUGGUGCUUUAAAAGAAGUAUCUGUACAGAUCCCUUGUCAAAUGAGUUCCGGCUCCCUUGAAUCUCUCGCUUCACUUUCAGAAUUCAUCUUUAUUUCUCUUCCAGGGCAUUAUGCAGAUUCCAUGGGUAUAUUCUGAAAUACAAGACUUUGGUGGUUCAUCGUUUCAAAUUACUGAAAUAAAAAAUGAAAUAUAUUUGAAGUGUUUGUCCUGUGAAGAGUAAGCAUAGAAAACUUUUAACCCCUUUCAGCACUAUAUCCUGGUUUAUGGCUUUCUGGUAUGCUUUGGACCAAAGGGUGAACACAUUGAACUAUGUUUACAAACAUCGCUGCUGUAUUUCUUUUGGUUUUCAUUUUGUAACCAUAAUAUGGAUAGCUUGUGCUUUUAUUGAAAGCCACAUCCUGAUAGAUGGACAUUGAAGAUUUGGGAAAAGUUGAAUGAAAGUCACAGUUUAAACUACAAUAAAUUAAUGUAAUUGAAGUCUUAAA
Messenger RNA from Heteronotia binoei (common prickly gecko), 1375 nucleotides. RefSeq names its product RAB interacting factor (gene RABIF). Gene Ontology annotation, molecular function: guanyl-nucleotide exchange factor activity; zinc ion binding. NCBI's taxonomy places the organism in Eukaryota, Metazoa, Chordata, Lepidosauria, Squamata, Gekkonidae. The transcript has 2 exons. Gene Ontology annotation, biological process: post-Golgi vesicle-mediated transport; small GTPase-mediated signal transduction. Gene Ontology annotation, cellular component: cytosol; membrane. The coding region runs from base 336 to 734 and encodes 132 amino acids. The record is from RefSeq and is a predicted model, not a curated record.